Messenger RNA from Panicum virgatum (switchgrass), 834 nucleotides. RefSeq names its product E3 ubiquitin-protein ligase ATL59-like. The coding region runs from base 1 to 834 and encodes 277 amino acids. The transcript is spliced from 4 exons. The record is from RefSeq and is a predicted model, not a curated record. NCBI's taxonomy places the organism in Eukaryota, Viridiplantae, Streptophyta, Magnoliopsida, Poales, Poaceae.
AUGAUCCUCUUCAGCGGCAGAAGUGCGUUCCUUGUCAGGAUCGCGUGCAUCGUGCUCGUUCCAGCGGGAAUGAUCGCGGGCUCGAUGCUGUACUUCAUCGGCUUCCGGUGGGGCCUCAGCAUCCUCGUCGUCGUCACCGUUCUCUUCUGCGUCCACUGGCCGUUCGUCGCCGACCACAUCGGUGACGACGGGGGCGGGAGCCUCCCGGUGCGGCAAGUGCAGCAGCCGGCGCGCACCGACAUGCCCGUGCAACCGCGCUGCGUCGGCCUGGUUGCCUCGGCGAUCGCCGCCCUGCCAGCGUACUCAUACGAGAAGAAAGCCGGCGGCGACGAGUGCGCGGUCUGCCUCGGCGAGCUGCAGCGCGGGGAGGUGGUGAAGCAGCUCCCCGCGUGUGCGCAUCUGUUCCACGACGGAUGCAUCGAUGCGUGGCUGAGAUCGCACGUCACCUGCCCGCACAGCAAGGCUGUUCCGCAAGAUGGCGACGACAAGCGGCGUGUCGAGGAGCAGCCCAUUGUCAAGGUUUCGAGCAACAGCAAUGAGGAGCGGUGUGUCAAGGAGCAGCAUGCCCUUGAGGAGCAACUUGCCACCAACGAUGAGAAGUGUGCCGGCGACGAGGACUCGAAAGAGGAUGAUGUCGGCCUGGAGAUGUUUGUUCAAAAUUUGGACGAAGUUGACUUCGUGAUGGACUCUCUGGCCAGUGAUAUGGUUGUUCCGGACUCACAAGUCGAAGAUGUGACCAUGCUUAGUGAGUCGUUUAGUGAGAUUGAGGUUGACGUUGCAAGUUCCCUCAUGCAACUCCAUGCAACCAAGAUAAGUAGUUUCAUUAUUGUUUAG